AUUCAGAUGGGCGGCUACGAAGAGAGCAAUAUUGUGGUAAUACGAUCCCAUCCGCCCUCACUCAUUUGGCGAGUUCCCGAAGACAGGCAAUCGGCACCUCCGAUAACAGCCAGGCUGGAGUGGAGCGGACGGAGAGUUUUGGAAUUUGCGAUUUGAGCUAAGCAGGUACCAGGUUAUGUUCUUUUUUUACGUUUUACUACUUCAGCUGCUUCUAACACUCCUUGCAUUUCCUCACUGUUCAAGACAAUUAAAGGAAUCAGAGGAUGCGGUGAAAGGAGUGUUCAUCUCAGCAGAGAAAGCCAAUUUCUUUAUUGGACGGCAUCUUCUAUACAACAGAUUUGACUUCGAACUAGUAACCAAAGGGGAUCUUGAAAGAGAAUGCUAUGAAGAACACUGUAAUUAUGAGGAAGCAAGAGAAAUUUUUGGUGACCAAGAAAAAACAAUGCUCUUUUGGAAAGAAUAUGUCAUUAAAGGUUCUGGUGCAAAGACAGGUGCACAAGGAAUACAGAAGAUUGAUGUUAUGGGGCUUUUGACGGGCCUGGUUGCAAUUGGAGUGCUGUUGGUUAUAACUGGACUACUUAUUUAUUAUCUCUGCCAAACGAGGUGCAAACAAAGACAAUUACCACGGCACACAAGCUGCAGGAGUCAUAACUCUUCCAUCAUCUUUCAAAGACAUGAAGAAUUUCCCUUAAACCCUCUCCCGCAAUGCACAGAACAGAUUGGAUUACCAACUUAUGAACAAGCAAUAGCACUAAGAGGCAAUCAUGAUGCUCUACCCCCACCAUAUCCAGGCCCUUCAAGAGGGUUUAAAGUGUUCAAGAAGUCUGUCUCUCUUCCUGGUCCUUAAUAAGCAUGGCUUGUGAAAUGGUUGCAAAUUAACUUGGCUAAAAGAAUAUGUAUAGUUGCAAAUUAACUUGGCUAAAAGAAUACGUAUAGCUGGAAUGUUGCAGUAUUGUGCUCACUUCAGGAGUCUUUCACAGUGUGAAAGGGAUACAACUCUUCAGUGUGCCUAAGAGGAAGUGAAGUGUGUCAGGUGAACAAGGAAAGCAUCUGUCAGGUGAACAAGGAAAGCAGUGUUCUGAUGGCUAAGGAUGAAAGACUCCUUUUGUUAUGCUUAUUUUUAGGUGCUAAGAACUGUAGGGGGCCUGGCUCCUGUGCAUUUUGAGCCAAUCAAUGCAAUCAGUAAAUUGAUAAGCCAGCUUUCCUGUCUCUCAAAAAUGUCAUUUUCAAUUUUAAAAAAGUUGCUCUUGUUUUUUUAAUUACCAAUUAAAAUCAGUGAUGAAGUGCAGAUGAUAGUAUGAAAUAACACAGGAUCCUUGCUUUGAACUAUUUUUAAUCAUGAUACAAAGAAGAGCUAGUAACAGGUAAAAAUUGAAUGUUUUUCUAACUCUGUACAACUUAAACUAUGUUUCUUAGACUAACAGUAACUAAUCUUCAAUUUAGUGGUUUGAUAGCAAAAGACUCUACAACUGAAAUUCUGUGUCUAUCCUUUCUUUUUACUUGUCUCUCAGUGCCCAUUACAUUAUGAAUCUUAAGGCCUGUUUGAUCUAUGUGAUAAGAAUUGAUCUGCUCUAUCAGACCAAAGGUUAGUUUGGUUCAUCAUUCUGUUUUUAGAAGCAGCUACCAGUUGACUAUGGGAAGCUCGCAAGUAUCUCCCAUAGCCUGAUCUUGCCAUCUGGUAAUCUAGAACGAAGAGACAGGACAAUUUACUUAUCUAUAUAAAUACUAUAGACUUGUAUCCCACUCAGUUCAACGGAUUUAACUAAAUCAUGACUUAACUUAAGUUCAUUAAUUUCAGUAAGUCUGCUCUCCAUAUGACUUAGUUGGAUACAACUCACUGUUGCAAUGUUUCACUCAGGCCAAUUUAAAUUAAGCCCUAAAAGGUCAAGGCACUUUAGCAAACAGCUUCUGAACAUCUUGGCCUGUGAUACUAUUGCAGCAAAUCAAAUCUGGCUUGCAAAACAGGACAGGGGAUGUUUUAACACUGCUUGUUUAAAAAUACAAGUAAAAACUUCAGUGCAAAAGAGUCAUUAAAAUUCUUAGUAAAGCUGAUAGUUUUAAGAGAAAGUGAGUAGAAUCCUAAUCUAAUGAAAUCAGUGGGAAAUUUUCCAUUGACUCAAAGCAUGUUAGGAUCAUUGUAAAGUUAAGAUAUUAUAUACUGCUAAAGAAGGAACAGGGAACCCUAUACAGAUGCUACACACAUUUGGGCAAUUUGCUAAACAGAUUAUAAAGACAAGGAUUUCCCAAGGAUUACUUUUUUUAAUGUAACAUAAUUCUGGUUUGUAGAAAUACUCUAUUUUUUAAAAAAUCACUUGUUCUUGCCUGUCUAUCUCUUUCAUAUGAUACAUAGACAAACAUAAUGUCAAGAAAUAUCAGACAGUGGCGCUGAUCCAGAGAUCACAUGGAAAUAUAAUGCCUCUGGAGUGGGGCUUUUAACUUUGAAGAGUAUCACCCCUAUGACAUAGUAGAAAUUUAUAUACUAACUAGAGGCUGUUUCUAAAAUGCUUUUUGAUGCCUCUCUGGAAUCUAAUUCGGCAGGGUAUGAUCUCUCACUCCAUCUCUUAGUGUUAUAAGUCUUCUCCUACUGGGAAGAUAA
Molecule: messenger RNA, 2596 nt
Organism: Rhineura floridana
Lineage: Eukaryota; Metazoa; Chordata; Lepidosauria; Squamata; Rhineuridae
Gene: PRRG4
Product: proline rich and Gla domain 4
Exons: 6
Coding region: 176-847 (223 amino acids)
Cellular component (GO): extracellular region
Molecular function (GO): calcium ion binding
Source: RefSeq, a predicted model, not a curated record